AUGUUUGUGUUGGCGGCGCUGUCCGCGGUGUUCUCGGGACUGAACUUGGGGCUGAUGUGCCUUGAUGCCAACCAGCUCAUGCUUCUAGACAAGGCUGCGCAAAGAGAAGAUGCGGACAAGGAGACGAAGCAGCAAGCGGCUUGGGCCAGAAGGAUUCUUCCCAUCCGGAAGGAUGGGAACUUGCUCUUGUGCACCGUUCUGUUGGGGAAUGUCAUGGUGAACUCCUACUUCGCCAUUCUGCUGGGAGAGCUCUGGUCGGGCACCGCGGCCUUCGUGGCCAGCACGCUGAUCCUGGUGACCUUUGGGGAGAUCAUCCCCCAGUCCGUGUGCUACAAGCACGGCCUGCGCAUCGGCGCGGCGUCGGUGCCCUUGGUCACCUUCUUCUGGUACCUGCUGCUGCCGAUCUCCAAGCCGCUGGCCUUGGUGCUGGACCGAAUCUUCGGGGAGGAGAUCGGGCAGGUGCUGAACAGGCAGCAGUUCAUGACGCUCAUCGAGUACCAGCGGAAGCAGGCACCCCACUUGCUCUCGGAGCAGGAGGCCAAGAUCCUGCGGGGCUCGCUGGACUUCUCCACGAUGACGGCCAAGAGCAUCAUGGUGCCCAUGACGGAAUGCUUUUGCUUGGACGCGCAGGCUGUGAUCAACCCAGGCCUGAUUGCUGCAGUGGCCAAAGCAGGCUACUCCCGGAUCCCCGUGAUCGACCGAGACCUGCUGAGCCCCAAGAAGCAGUUUAAGGUGGUGGGCCUAAUCCACGUGAAGGACUUGCUGCUGCUGGAGGUGGACCACGAGGUGUCGCUGAGGGCGUUGUUGCCGCUGAUUGGGCGCCAGGUCUUCAUCGUGGACGACGACCGGCCCUUGCCGCAGCUGCUGGAGGAGUUCCGCAGAGGCGCCAGCCAGCUGGCGGUGGUGCGGGGCAUCGUGAGCGACGAGGACUGCGACCCCUACUUCCGGCACGUGGGCAUCCUCACGCUGCAGGACCUGCUGAACACCAUCGUCCAGGAGGACGUGCACGAGGUGGACGCGGACGACGUGGCCUCCGCGGUGAGCAGUGAGCCCAGCGGCAUGUUCUCCAACGUGCGGCGCUUCCACGAGGACAGCACCGCCGUGAGCUACGUGGCCUGCGUGGCCCGGCACGCCAAGGUGGCGCGAGGCCUCUCCAGGGACGAGGUGGUGGCGGCGGCCGCGUUUCUGCGGCAGCGCUACCCCGAGCUCUUCCCCACGGAGCAGCAGAGGCUCGAGUCCUUUCUGCACCGCUGCGAGGUGGUGGACAGCCAGGGCGCCGCACUCUUCCGGCGCAACGAGGCGGCCCACCACGCCGUGCUGGUCGUCGCCGGGGAGGUGAAGGUCUUCGCGGGCCAGGAGGCCCACGAGUCCAUCCAGGGCCCCUGGAGCUUGCUGGGCAGGCGAUGCUUGGAACUCGCCAAAGUCAGGGCGACGGAGUGCGAGGCCGAGAAGAAGGUGUACCACCCCGACUUCAGCGCCUACACCGCAGAGACCAAGGAUGGUGUUUGCGGCUCCCGGCUUUUGCUCAUCACGGCAGAAGCAUACUUCAACCUGCUCUCAGGGCGCACCGGUCUGCUGAGCCUGUGA
Messenger RNA from Effrenium voratum, 1587 nucleotides. Lineage: Eukaryota; Dinophyceae; Suessiales; Symbiodiniaceae. The record is from the annotation of a GenBank genome assembly.